Molecule: messenger RNA, 2580 nt
Organism: Angiostrongylus costaricensis
Lineage: Eukaryota; Metazoa; Nematoda; Chromadorea; Rhabditida; Metastrongylidae
Source: the annotation of a GenBank genome assembly
AUGGUUUGGAUAAAGCCUGACUUUCUCUACUUUGGCCAGCCAUUUUGGUCUGUUGAACAGGAAUGCGAAUACUUUGCUGUUCAGCGUAGGAAAGGCUAUGGAACAAAAGGACUGUCGUCAGUUUUAAUAGCAACAAUCGAUUCAGUGCUGGAUACUCGUCCACCUCCAUAUCGAAUCAUCUAUCGAUACCAAAAUGAUGAGGUUCAAAUUGCUUUCGGCUCUUUUUUAAACGAGAAGGACGUUAGAGCGUUCGUUGUAUGUAAAGUUGAGAGCUUAAUUCAUAUCAACGCCGAAACAUCCUGUGGAAGUGAAAUGCUGGAUUCAUUGUCGACUCGGUCGGUAUCUGAUAAGUUCAUAGUACUGUUUUCAUUGCCUUCCGAUGAAAAGCUAGUGAAUUAUUACAAUUGUUGUUACUGGAACAAUGGUUUUCCCAACCAGGGCCACCUCUACCUAUCUGUAAACUUUUUAUGUUUCUAUUCCUUCAUCUUUGGGAAAGAAGUGAAGAUUAAACUAAAAUGGACGGAUAUUACGAAGCUUGAUCGGGUUUCCACCGUCUUAUGGCCGCAAAGCAUCAACGUUGUCACUCGACAGGACUCUUUCAAAUUUUCAAUGUUUCUUAACAUUGAUGAAACGUAUAAGCUGGCUUCACAGUUAGCUAAUAUCGCAAUGAAACAGCUGAUUGAAGAAGAGGGAUUCUGUGAAGAUGUUGCUCUUCUUCACAAGGCACUACGUGAAAGUUGUCAGAAACGAGCUAGAAAGAUCUCUGCGUCUUUUCUUAAACGAGAUCUCGAUGCAAGAUAUCGUAGUGAAAGCUACAGGUGCACUUUCCAUUUGCCACACUCUGAAAAAUUGGACGGUGACACGGAAUGUCGUCUCUUCACUCCGUACGAUCGUCGACAUGUAAUUGGUCGACUUUACCUCUCGGCGCACUUCAUUUGUUUUGCUAGCAAAACAGAACGCCUCGUUUCAAUUGCAAUUCCGAUUGUGGACAUAGCCAGUGUUGAGGAAUGUAACGAAAUACAGGGUGCAAAUCUCACCUGCGGCACUGGACUGCUGAUUUGUUUAAAAAAUACGGCAACCAUAGUGUUCUCGUUUGUUCCGGAUCGAGAUAGAGUGCUUGCGAAGGCCAAAACAUUUCUUGGAAAAUUUAAUUUGCAAAAUAGAGGAAUAGUUUUGUUUGAGGAGUCAUCACUGUCGACGGUUGAAUGUUUGGACUAUCCUCUCAUGUCGAAAUAUCCAUGUGGAGCUGUUGCUGACAACAGCUCUAAGGCAAGUUGGAAAAAGCUUUUCGAUGAAUAUGGAAGCGGGACAUCAAUGUAUCGAACGGUUGCGUUACAUCGUUUACUACUGAAAGGUGUGCCAGCCGAUUUCCGAGGAGAGAUCUGGAUGAUUUGCUCAGGUGCUAGUGCUGAAAUGAAACUAAAUCCAGGAUAUUACAAGGAAUUAUUGCGAAAGCAUGAGUCAGUCUAUACGGUUGCGCAAGACGAGAUCGAGAGAGAUUUAUACCGUAGUCUGCCGGAACAUCCUGCAUUUCAAAAUGGUGAGGGUAUUGGUGCACUACGUCGUAUUCUGACCGCUUAUUCUUUUAGGAACCCAAAUAUUGGUUAUUGUCAGGCUAUGAAUAUAGUGAGCUCCGUAUUGUUACUCUAUGUGAAGGAGGAAGAAGCAUUUUGGCUGUUGGUUGCUAUCUGUGAGCGCUUGCUUCCCGAUUACUAUAAUACGAAAGUAGUCGGCGCUUUGGUGGACCAAGGUGUUUUCGCGGAGUUAGUUGAGCGUUGCUUGCCGGCAAUCAGUGCAAAGCUGUCACAUCUCGGCCUAGGCGACAUGGUAGCGCUGUCCUGGUUCCUUACUAUUUUCCUUAGUGCUGUCAAAUUUGGUGCUGCUGUGCGAAUAUUGGACUUAUUUUUUUAUGAAGGGGCCAAAAAAUCUGUGAGCAAUCUGCUGUCAUCUUCGUAUCAGAACUUUGGUUGCUCCUUCACUAAUGAACAAAUUGAGAGGCUUCGUUUGAAGCAUCGCUUGAAAGUUGUGCAGACUUUAGAAGAUAGUCAAAUGAAGAGCGUCAUAAGAGGUGUUGGAAAAGAAUGUAAAUUUACGACAAAAGAUUUGGAAGUAUUGUAUAACGUUGUUAAGGAGGAGCAUCUUCUAUCAUGGCGUACACGUAUCGGUGUUACGAUGAGAUCCCAUGCUGGGUCAUUGACUGAAAGACCACAGCCAGAUCCCUGCGCCCAUUCGCAAUACAGGUUGGAUUAUGACCUCUUUUCUGACGUAGUACGCCAUCUUCUUCCGUGGCCGGUUAAUAAUAACUUCGUUGUCCGUCUGUUUAGAUUAUUAGACGUCUCCGACAGUGGUUUACUAACAUUUCGUGAUCUUGCAUUGACGCUGUCACUGCUAUUAGUUGGUGAUGCCACGGAUAAAUUGGCAGUCAUUUAUAAAUGUCAUAUUCCACCAGCUUUUAGUAAUUCAGACACAGAUGGUCCCAGUUUUACCGAGAGUGUACAAGACGGUUGGUGUGUUGUUGAAGGUGGGUUUAUUUGUCUUUUGCUUCUGGUAACAUAUAAUUUCACGCCACAUGUACUUUGA